AUGCUAAAGAGGACACUUCCUUUACUCACCAAGUUCAACCCAAAGCUCCUAGGGCAUAGCGCCCCCGCUGCCGGCGCUGCCGGGCCUAGUCCGAGCAUUGGCAGCAGCACAUCGACUUCGGCAGACGAAAUAAGCCAUUUCCAGCAGUUGGCACCGACAUGGUGGGACACCAAUGGCUCGCAACGCAUCUUGCACAAGAUGAACUUGUCCCGCAUGGACUUCAUUCAAAGAAUCCUGUCAGAACAGAUGAAAGUGACUACUCCAGACGUGUACGUGCCAGGCUUCAACUACAAGGCGCACCUGCCGGCCGCAGUUAGCGAACAGAUACAGAGCGAGCUGAACACCGAGGUGCGGUCUUUGCUACGGCAGCAGCGGCUGCAGGUGCUCGACGUGGGCUGCGGCGGCGGAAUCCUCGCGGAGUCGUUGGGCCGGCAGCCGUAUGUCGAGAAGGUGUACGGCAUCGACCUGACCCCGGACUGCAUUGCCGCUGCGCGGGCCCACCGUGACAAGGACCCGGUCCUCCGCGAGAAAAUACAGUACGACGUGCUGCCACUGGAGGAAGUGGAGGGCCAGUUCGACGUGGUGACGAUGUUCGAGAUGCUGGAGCAUGUGGAAAACCCGAGCGCCGUUCUCGAGCACGCGUGGAGGCGGCUACGCCCCGAGGGGAUUCUGUUUGUGAGCACGAUCAACCGCAACCUGCUGUCGUGGUUCACCACGAUCUGCAUGGCCGAGCACGUGCUGCGCGUCGUGCCCAAGGGCACGCACCACCUGGAGAAGUACCUGGACGCGACCGAAGUGCAGGACUGGUUCCAGCAGCACACGCCGGGCGCGCACCGCAUCCUGGACCUGAAAGGCAACAUGUACGUGCCCAUGUGGGGCUGGGUCGAACACGACCUCUCCAGCAUCGGUAACUACUGCAUGGCAGUGAAGAAGCUGCGUUAG
Molecule: messenger RNA, 942 nt
Organism: Eremothecium gossypii ATCC 10895
Lineage: Eukaryota; Fungi; Ascomycota; Saccharomycetes; Saccharomycetales; Saccharomycetaceae
Gene: COQ3
Product: hexaprenyldihydroxybenzoate methyltransferase
Exons: 1
Coding region: 1-942 (313 amino acids)
Biological process (GO): ubiquinone biosynthetic process
Molecular function (GO): 2-methoxy-6-polyprenyl-1,4-benzoquinol methyltransferase activity
Source: RefSeq, marked provisional